GAAGAUCGCUGCGUUUUGAAUUCCUCCUGUACAGAAACCAAACCUGUCUGACAGAAAAAAAACCUUAACCGGCAGGACAGGUAAAUCGCUGGAGGUGGUUGGGGUGUAACUAAUUACAGGUGACGCUAGGUAGCACAAGCGUCGCGCGAUUUUUACCUAGCUGUGUCGUUGCAGCCUAUUGGCCUCUCUCUCGAUAGAGAAACCUAUAUUACCAGUGUAUUCUAUUACUACGUCGACAUACGUUGUCUGGAGCGAGUGAAAAAAAAAACACAGAAAGAAAAAGAGUUAGUGUUGUGUUACCUUGCCGGAAUUACAAGUUCGGGAUUUGAAAUCUGAAGUUACAAUCGUGUGUGGAGAGCUGUUUGUGACGGGACAAAACGAGGAAAAAAGCUUCAUUUUUUAACAGUUUCUGUGACAGGUGAAUCAAGAUGGUUGCCGGGUGCGGAGCGAACUGUAUCAAAUACAUCCUCUUCGUCUUCAAUGUCCUCUUCUUCCUGAUUGGCGCUGCGGCCGUUGGCAUAGGAAUAUGGGUUCUGGUGGACAAGAAUUACAUGUCGACGCUGUCGAAGGUGACGUCAGACCCGGCGGUUCAGGACUACAACAUCCCCGGCCUGCUGCAAAGCGGGGCCAUCAUCCUGAUAGCGGGCGGGGCCGUUCUCAUCGUCAUGGGAUUCCUCGGCUGCUGCGGCGCCGUCAAGGAGAUCAAGUGCAUGCUCUGUUUGUAUGCUACGCUGCUGCUGCUAAUCCUCGUCGCGGAGAUUGCCGCCGGUAUACUGGUAGCCGUCAUGAAGAACAAGUUCGAAACUGAAUUGCAAUUGAACCUGGUGAAGAACUUGGAAAAGAACUAUGAUGGAAAUCUGAAAAGUGGAAAUACAUUUAGUCGAGCAAUCGACUGGGCGCAAGUCUAUUUCGAGUGCUGCGGUAUCAACAACUAUAAAGACUUCGAGAACGCUACAGGGUGGACCAACAAAACAACGGUUCCUGCCACGUGCUGUGUUCUCACAGACAGGGAUAAAUUCCUGAACGGCGACAACACGGCAACACCUAAAGACUCGACUUGUCCAGGCACGCCUACAGGUGUAAAUUCCUAUAUACAGACGUCAUGCUAUCCGAAAAUCAGAAGCUGGCUCGUUGACAAGUCUGUCACUGUCAUUGGAAUUGCCUUCGCCAUUGCCGCUCUGGAGAUCUUUGGAAUCAUCUUCGCUUGCUGUCUUAUGAGAACCAUCGGUCAACAGAAGGGCUGAGAUCCAUGGUGUGCAUAUAUCUCUACAAGAUGGGGUGGGGUGGGGUGGGGUGGGGACUCAAGGAAGUGGGGGGGGGGGCGGCGGCGACCUCCACAAUAUUUAGGACAAUUUUACAUAAUGGCUAAUGACUAAUGGCUCGAUCUAUAGUUUAUAGAUACAAAUUUUGACCAUUGCAAAUAUAUAUAUAUAUAUAUAUAUAUAUAUAUAUAUAUAUAUAUAUAUAUAUAUAUA
Messenger RNA from Gigantopelta aegis, 1475 nucleotides. RefSeq names its product CD82 antigen-like. NCBI's taxonomy places the organism in Eukaryota, Metazoa, Mollusca, Gastropoda, Neomphalida, Peltospiridae. Gene Ontology annotation, cellular component: membrane. The transcript has 8 exons. The record is from RefSeq and is a predicted model, not a curated record. Bases 429 to 1244 code for a protein of 271 amino acids.